Molecule: messenger RNA, 957 nt
Organism: Penicillium riverlandense
Lineage: Eukaryota; Fungi; Ascomycota; Eurotiomycetes; Eurotiales; Aspergillaceae
Product: 3'-5'-exodeoxyribonuclease
Exons: 5
Coding region: 1-957 (318 amino acids)
Cellular component (GO): cytosol
Molecular function (GO): 3'-5'-DNA exonuclease activity
Source: RefSeq, a predicted model, not a curated record
AUGGCGAACAUGGACGACACCUCUAAGCCUCUCCGAUAUGUUGAUAUCGGUAUCAAUCUCAGUGACCCGGUGUUCCAGGGCAAAUAUCAUGGAAAGGAAGCUCAUGAAGAUGACUUGGACGAUGUGAUCCAACGCGCUCGUGAUGUCGGCUGCGCAAAGUUCAUGGUGACCGGGUCGGACCUAAUCGAGUCGCAGCAUGCCGUUGACAUUGCCAGCAAAUACCCCGGCUUCUGCUACGCAACCGUCGGCGUUCACCCAUGCCAAGCAAAGCAUUUCGACACGCACCCGGGCGGCGCAACCAAAAUGCUAGAGGAGCUGCGCACCCUAGCCAUCUCAUCAAGAGAUUCCGGACGAGCAGUAGCAUUUGGUGAAAUCGGACUCGACUACGAUCGACUAUUUCUCAGCGCGAAGGAGCCGCAGCUCAAAUAUUUCGAGGCCCAGUUAGACCUGGCGGUCGAGCUUCAAAUGCCGCUGUUCCUCCAUUCCCGAGCUGCCAGUGAAGACUUUGAACGACUUCUUGCGCCCAGGCUGGCGAAGCUUCCUAAGAGGGGACUUGUGCAUAGCUUUACGGGGACAUUGGAGGAGAUGCAGCGGAUGGUGGACCUGGGUCUGGACGUUGGGAUUAACGGAUGUAGCAUGAAGACUGAGGAGAAUCUGGAGGUUGUGAAAGCUCUCCCUUUAGAUCGGCUGCAGAUUGAGACUGAUGGUCCCUGGUGUGAGAUCCGGCCGUCGCACGCCUCGGCAAAGUUCCUGGACGGGGCUCCGGAAAUGCCCAAGGCCGUUAAGAAGGAGAAGUGGCAGAAGGGCUGUAUGGUGAAAGGACGGAAUGAGCCUGUGGCCAUUGCACGGGUGGCGCAUGUCAUUGCCAAGGUGAAGGGCAUCACGGUGGAAGAAGUGUGCGAAGCGGCUUGGAAUAACUCCAUUCGAAUGUUUGGACUUGGUGAGGAGGCUUCAUAG